AUGGAAAAUGAAACAAAGAAGACGAGAAAUGUCCGCAUACAAACAAGUCGUGAGAUCAAUCCAUUCAACGAUGAACGGAUAAUUUAUCAACAGUUAGAGCCAAGUAAAAAUAUUCCUGCACAAACUGAACUAACAGCGAUUACAUUUAAUAAUGAACAAAAAAAUUAUCGACACCAUGUACGAAGUAAAAGAAAUAAGAUCAAUAAUGAUUUAUCACAUACGUCGGACACAUUAAAUUUGAAUUUGAAUGCAGAAGAAGCACUUCAUCAAAGAGAACAGGAAAUAUUAGAUGAGGAUUUUGAUAACGCUGUGGCAGAGAUUCGAACAACCGAAGAAAAUACUACUGCAGAUCAAGAUAUGAAAGCUACAACAGCUAUUACUGAUACUGAACCACAAAUCAGUCCUAUUUUAGGAUACGCUGAAGAGCCUCUAUUACCACUUUCUAAAGCGUGUACUCCUCUCAAUGAUCUCCUACAUAAUAUAUCAUUCUAUACUCAAUUAGCAUUAGAUGAAACACCAGAACAACCACCUGAUGGAUUAACAAUUGAUGAGAGCGCUGCAAUUCGCCUUUAUACAAUCGAAUGGGACAAACCACAUCGAAGUCU
Messenger RNA from Adineta steineri, 605 nucleotides. NCBI's taxonomy places the organism in Eukaryota, Metazoa, Rotifera, Eurotatoria, Adinetida, Adinetidae. The record is from the annotation of a GenBank genome assembly.